Messenger RNA from Cryptomeria japonica (Japanese cedar), 1227 nucleotides. Its product is annotated as F-box only protein 6-like. Gene Ontology annotation, molecular function: protein binding. Bases 1 to 1227 code for a protein of 408 amino acids. NCBI's taxonomy places the organism in Eukaryota, Viridiplantae, Streptophyta, Pinopsida, Cupressales, Cupressaceae. The record is from RefSeq and is a predicted model, not a curated record. The transcript has a single exon.
AUGGCCGAGAAUAUUGUUUCCCAAGAGAAUUCUGCAGCAGAGGUUCUAGAUUCAGAAAUAUGGUCUAAAUUAACCGAUGGAAUAAUAGAGGAAAUAUUUCACCGGCUUCCAAUAGAAUCAGUUGCCAGGUUCCGUAUAUUGAGCAAGAACUGGAACAACUGUCUAUCUGGUCAGCGAUUCCUAACUUGGAGGAGGGAAAAUUUCAAAGAGCCUCGAUGGCUCCUCCUUAUUCCCCAUGAUAGAUCAAAGUGUUACCGUUUAAAUUUGUUAACGAUGACAUUGAAGGUUUUUCGUAUUGAUCCUGUGGUAUUGGCAUCUGUGGGAGGAUUACUGGUGAGAGAGGACAUUGCAAGGACAGGACUAUUUUUGUACAAUCCGCUUACAAGAACAGAAACUCAAGUUCCUUAUAGGGGGAACAAUCAACCUGAGAAAUCCGUUAUAAUAUGCAAUCCAGUAAGAAAUACUUUUUUCGAACUCCCUGUGUCAACACUCUACAGAGAGGAUGCGAUAACAGUGAGAGACAUUACGUGGCAGGGCAACAAUUAUCCUUUAGUAGCAGUGCGCCAUGGAUUAUUAGAAGUUUAUAAUUUUACGAAUCAAUCGUGGGAUAUUCAACCAGUGGGAAAUCAUUUGAGAGUUGGAGAUGUGGUUUUCUUUAAUGGAUUAUUUUUGUGUAUUGUGCACAUUUGCAAUGUAAUAUAUGGUCCUUGGCAUAUUAUGGUUUUCGACAUGGGGAAUCCACCAAUAUUACGUCUAUUAUGGAAUAAGCCCGAACCUUCUCCUCCUUGGGCAGAUCCUCACCUGGUUGUAUGUGGGUCAGCACUUGUUCUCAUAACACAGGAUUCAUUUGACUUACGCUUGUGGGAGUUGCAGUGUGAUAAUAUUCCUGAAAUAAUUUCAGACUCACCGUGGAAGAAGAUUGGAAACAUGCCAGCAGACGAGUUGUUGUUUUUGUUUUCAGACUUAAUUAUACCCGUUCAACCAUUCAUAUACAAAUCCCUCUCAGUAGGGAAUUAUAUCUGCUUCGUAAGAGAAGAAACCGGAAAUCUAGUCUUCUUCAAUAAAGAAAAUCGUUCAUGGAGUCGCUUCUCAGUGGGUGAUGAAGUAAAGAAAUUGAGAGGUGGUGUUAGUGAAGAAAAUCAUUCAUCGAGUCGCUCUUCAGGGGGCGAUGAAGUAGAAAACUUGAUAAGUGGUGUUAAUGCAUAUGUUUAUGAGCCCUGGCCCUGA